UGCAGAGGCCGCAGACGAAAAAGCGAGUCUCGGACAGACGGUUAGAUCGAACGCACGCGGGCAAGCCACCGUCCCAUUUUCGCCGUGGAACUGGCCACGAGAGGUCGACUGACGUUGUUUACCUACCAUCUAAGACUCGGUCAGUUUUGGCUUUGAAGCACCUCAUAUCUGUUGCGUUUGGAAUCAAGUAGAUUGGGAUCUCAUAUCAAAACAGUUCAACGUAAAAGUGGAGCAAAAGUCUUUUUUUUUUUUUAAGUAUGAAAAUUUUAUUCUUUAUGAAUGAAAAAAUAAGACAAUAAGAAAUUUAAUAAGAAGACAAAUAUUUGAAUCAAACGAAGGGGAAAAAAAGUCAGAUAUUUAUUUUGCGUAUAGUAAAAAGGUGUGUGCCAAGUUCCCUUGCUAUUAAUAAUGUGCAUUUUUACUGAAGAAAUAAUCGUCGCACGCUAAGAAGAAAUAUGAAUGACAACUCUUGGCUGAACCACUAAUUUUGUUCUUCAAGUAGCCGAUGGUAGUUUUUGAAACUUAACCAGAAAACUAUUGAUGACUAAAAGAUAUGACACAGAUUGAACUUGUUAAAGCUUCGAAUGCAGUUUAUCGAGGAAUAGAGAAAUUUUUCCUUGACGUUUGUGUUGAAGCAAAUUACUUAGAAAAUUCUGACUGCGUGAACACUCUGGGUGACAAAUUCAACUGACAGCAAUAUCUAUUGCUGUGGACAAGUCACUAUUAACUUGAAGUUCGCGCGUAUAGCUCCGAAGUGUCGUUUAUCGCGGUCUUUGGUCGCGAGGUGGAUUCCAAAGUGUCGCUGGUCAGCGAGUUGUCAGCCCUGGGUCUGUCGUAUGAGCCGAGUGGGCUGAGGUCGUCCAAAGUGGACACGCUCGCUGGCUGGAGGCAGCGAGGGGGGAGAUCCCUGCCCUUGCUUAGGAACGACGACAUGAAGAUGGUGCAAUGCGCGGGCUGCGACAGACCCAUCCUAGACAGAUUCCUGCUCAAUGUCCUGGACAGGUCGUGGCACGCGAAAUGUGUCCAGUGCUGCGACUGCAAGUGCAACCUCACGGAAAAGUGCUUCUCCAGAGAAGGAAAGCUCUACUGUCGAAACGACUUCUUCAAGCGUUUCGGAACAAAAUGUUCAGGAUGUUCACAAGGUAUUUCUCCUACGGAUUUGGUCCGUAGGGCGAGAAAUAAAGUAUUCCACCUCAAAUGUUUCACCUGUUUGGUGUGUCGGAAGCAACUGUCCACAGGUGAAGAGCUUUACGUUUUGGACGAGAACAGGUUCAUCUGCAAAGAUGACUACCUCAGUAGUAGGCAUAGUCAAGGUAAGUUAUCUCAUUUACAAGUUGUAUAA
Stegodyphus dumicola is the source of this 1342-nucleotide messenger RNA. RefSeq names its product LIM/homeobox protein Lhx5-like. The record is from RefSeq and is a predicted model, not a curated record. NCBI's taxonomy places the organism in Eukaryota, Metazoa, Arthropoda, Arachnida, Araneae, Eresidae. Gene Ontology annotation, cellular component: nucleus. Gene Ontology annotation, biological process: neuron differentiation; regulation of transcription by RNA polymerase II. Gene Ontology annotation, molecular function: zinc ion binding; RNA polymerase II transcription regulatory region sequence-specific DNA binding; DNA-binding transcription factor activity, RNA polymerase II-specific.